GGCCUGCGCCCUCCUGGCCAACGCCCGUGUUGUUGAUCGCGCAGCACACUGACAGAAGACUCCUUCGAGCUCUGCCUUCCACCCCAACGGCCGCUGGACUGACAGGAAAACAGACCAUUGCGCUCGCUGCCGCCGACACGUCACUCGCUUUCACCUCUCGUCGCUGUCUUUCGCGGUCGCACUACGCCUUCCGCCACGGAAUCACCCCUUCGCUCUCCCACUGCCGUUGAGUCGUCCACAGCCGCUCGUAGCCACGCAUAAGCAAGACCAAACCGCAUCCUUCGCAUUGAAAUGGGCUUCGGUGACUUCGACUCGAUAUGCAAGCAGGCAGCCCUCCCGCUAUGUUCGCUGGUCGGGCCGCCGUCGCCCAUCUCCGGCGCCCCGGGCAUACAGGCUGACUGCUACUCGCGGUCUAUUGAGCUCGCCAACACCAUUAUCUUCCAGGGUGCCGUUGACGUCGUGCACAUCGGCGCUCUGAUCAUGACCGUCAUCAUGAUCAUUCAUGUGCGGAGCAAGUACACGGCCGUUGGCCGCAAAGAAAUCACAUCCUUCUUCUACAUUUACAUGCUCCUUACCGUCUUCUCGCUCAUCCUCGACGCCGGAGUGGUCCCCCCUGGCAGCGGUGCUUUCCCCUACUUCACCGCUGCGCAGAACGGCCUUGCCUCCGCCCUGUGCAUGUGCCUCAUGAUCAACGGCUUCGUGGGCUUCCAGCUAUAUGAGGAUGGAACCCCCCUCUCCGUCUGGUUACUGCGCCUUUGCUCUCUCGGCAUGUUCGUUAUAUCUGGCGCCGUCAGUCUAUUCACCUUCAAAGGCUGGGCUGGCUUGAGCCCCACAAGCACGAUGGGUCUGUUUGUGGUCUUGUACAUCUUCAACGCCGUUUUUCUGGCCGUUUAUGUGGUCAUGCAGAUCCUGCUCGUGGUCAACACUCUGCAGGAUCGUUGGCCGCUGGGCGACAUCACCUUUGGCGUCUUUUUCUUUGUCGUGGGACAGGUUAUGGUGUACACGCUGAGCAAGCCUAUUUGUGAAGGCGCCUCGCACUACCUUGACGGCCUGUUCUUGGGCACGAUUUGCAACCUACUCGCAGUCAUGAUGGUAUACAAGUAUUGGGACUCAAUUACAAAGGAAGAUCUUGAGUUUAGCGUUGGCACAAAACAGAACAACUGGGAAGUCAAGGAGCCUUUCCUCGACGAUGAGAAUAGGCGAAACACGAUGUAUCAUGAUGGGCAGUCGGAGUAUUCCAGCAGUCUGUACCAGCAGCCUGUUGCGCAGCACCGCACGACCCACAGCGAUCGUUGGUGAGCCUAACGCAGCUUUUCCUCAUCUCUCUUGCAUUUCAUUUGAGCGGGUGGCGUCAUUCCGAGGGCGAAGUCUGGUAUGUAAAAUGGGGGCGAGAUAUCGACAAUGGGAGACAGAAUCCAGUUUCAGGGUUCGCUUUUUUUUUAAUAGUGGAAGAGUCUAGUGAGCCAUAUUCUAUGGUACACCGCAUCAAUGGAAUGGACGGCGUUCUUUGUUUGGCAUAGUAUAGGUCACAAGUAAUGAGAACCCUCAAAGGGCAGAUUGUGGUCCCUGCAUAAGAUGCAAACAAGUGAUGUCUCGUUCCUCACAUACUUUGAAAC
Verruconis gallopava is the source of this 1616-nucleotide messenger RNA. RefSeq names its product chitin synthase export chaperone. Gene Ontology annotation, cellular component: endoplasmic reticulum membrane. Gene Ontology annotation, biological process: protein folding. Lineage: Eukaryota; Fungi; Ascomycota; Dothideomycetes; Venturiales; Sympoventuriaceae. The transcript is spliced from 3 exons. The record is from RefSeq and is a predicted model, not a curated record. The coding region runs from base 292 to 1299 and encodes 335 amino acids.